AGAAUUACCAAGCGUGGAAGAAACCCUAUCGACCGGAGCGCUCGAACUCAAAAGGUGCAGGCUUCUUCUCUAUGUUCUUUUGUCUCUUUUAACUUUUAAUGUUUUGAGUGCAGAUAUAUAGAAGUUGAAGAUCUGCCUUGACCGUGAAUUCAAAAUAGUUCUUCAAGCAUGUCCCAAGGGAGGGAUAUAUAUAGGAGCCAAGUAAGGCAAUAUCAAACAACAUUGCCACCAGGACGGGAUAAGGAGCUUAAAAUAUUUUUCUACAGGCAAAGCCGCUUUUGGCAUGAUGAUCCUGCAAACUAUACUCAUGAUGAAUGUAUCUUGCAAGGUCGCAGAGCAGUUUUUGUCACUCACGAUUUCUUAACAAGUAUGACCAUGCGCUGGUUACUUCUUAGUGUAGGUCUUCCAUUAGAAGAACAGGCACCGAUUCUUGAGGAAAUAAUAACUCAAUUUGCUCGAAUGGCUGUCCCCGAGCUGUCUAUUACUGUGGUAAUACUGCACAUCAAAAUUCGCUCAUUAGGUAGUGUCGACUAUCAGGAUAUCAUUGAUUUUGUUGCAAGAGAACCGAUCAAUGUUAAUUUAGAUGCUUCCCCUAUUUAUGACACUCCUAUGCCUGCUUCUACGGUGUCCUUGCUACGAACAUAUAUGUCACUUCUUACUAUUCCUGCAUCUAGAUCCUCGAUUGAAGGUUUGAAGAAAGUGAGAUUCGAUAGUUUGGAAGAAGAUGUUAUCCGAGAGACUCCAACAUGUGCUAUAUGUAUCAAGGACUUUGUAGAAUGUGUUGAUGAACUGAUUACUAGUUUACCCUGCGCUCACCACUAUCAUGUAGAUUGCAUUGUCCAGUGGCUGAAGAGAGAUCACACUUGUCCCUUGUGCCGAUACCGAAUGCCACCUGCACGCAUGGACGAGGAUAGGGACGGGGACAGGGACGGGGACGCAGUUGAGCCAUCAAAUCCCUAACGGAGGCUGUCGGAAUCUCAAGUGUGAAGGGAGAGUUGAUCCUUCCGAAUGUAUUUUAUAGUAAUUUAAUUUGGUACUUGUUGAAAAGUUUCUUUUUUCAAACAAGAUUUGCAUUAUUCAGAAGAGAACUCAUAAUAAGUAGCAGCGGUCCCUAAUUUGUAUUUUGGGUUUCUUGUUUGGAAUAAAAUCCUUCUGAUUUGCUGAAAGGAAAGGAGUUUGCAUUGAUGCU
Molecule: messenger RNA, 1189 nt
Organism: Rosa chinensis
Lineage: Eukaryota; Viridiplantae; Streptophyta; Magnoliopsida; Rosales; Rosaceae
Exons: 2
Coding region: 169-960 (263 amino acids)
Biological process (GO): protein ubiquitination
Cellular component (GO): cytoplasm
Molecular function (GO): ubiquitin protein ligase activity
Source: RefSeq, a predicted model, not a curated record